Molecule: messenger RNA, 2877 nt
Organism: Necator americanus (New World hookworm)
Lineage: Eukaryota; Metazoa; Nematoda; Chromadorea; Rhabditida; Ancylostomatidae
Exons: 28
Coding region: 1-2877 (958 amino acids)
Biological process (GO): nucleobase-containing compound metabolic process
Molecular function (GO): 3'-5' exonuclease activity; nucleic acid binding
Source: RefSeq, a predicted model, not a curated record
AUGCAUGCAGAUGCUCUUGAACGCAUCUCAAUGACCCUUCAAGCUCGGAAAUUUUCACUAAAACCACAACGAGUGAUUACAGAUCUCGCUAAGAUGGCUGUCAACGAUUCAUCUAAUGAAGCCAUCUCCACAUACGCAAAUGACGAGACAGUUCAAAAGAAAUUGACGAAAGCUGAGAAAAAGGCUCUUUAUAGGCAGGCAUACGAAGAACCACAUGGAACCAGACGAAAACUUUUAAAGGAAAUAUAUCUAAAUGAGAAGAAUGAAGCUAUGAGAGAAGAGCUGAUUCAAUCCGUUCUAUAUUCGAUUUAUGAAAGCGACGAGAACCCCUAUUACAGUAUGCUUCAAAUUCAUAAGAUUUGUCCCGAUUACAAUUCCGUUAAGCCGAAAUCUUUGGCUGCCCUCGUUGUUGUUCAUCUUCGCUCAUGGCUGUACAAACUUGAUGAUCCUCUCGUUGUCUUUGAAAGAUGUGUGACUAAGGAGUUGCAGAUAGAUGCGUUUCGAAUAGCCACCGCCAAGCACACAGGAAAUUUGAAGCUAUUCAACGAAAUUUUUCGUUUGAGUGACCCUUCUCUCCUUCCUUCCAUAAGAGCAGAAAUUGAAUUGCUGAUUGAGCGUAGAAUGUUUAAAGAAGCCAUGGAUGUUGUGGAAGAAUUCCGACUCCACAACGAUUAUAGCCUGGAUGCGUUCAUUAUACCAUCCCUGCUUCAAGACAAACUAAACUCGGUGAUGAAGUUCAUAGAACCUCACAAGGAGAUCCAAAAGGAAUUCCUCUCGUUUCUGGACACGUUUGUUGGUUUAUCGGAGCAGGAAGUGAUAGGUCGUUUGAGGUUUUAUAAAGAGACAAAUGUAAUGACACUGCCUUAUGAACGUUUCACAGGGAAAACUAUUGAGAAGUUGAUAUUCAAGUUGGCAUCUGAUCUAGUAUUACCGAUCGAAUCGGUAGCACCAAAUUUUUUUCAAGCACGAAAAGAGGGCGAACUACGUUUUAAGGUUCAGUCGCGGUUCGUUGCUAAAGAACUAAACGAUGAUGCAUACUUUGGGCACGUAAGCGAAGCAUUGAGAAGUGGGGACGAACGACUGAGAAUGUACUUCAUAAAACAUCUGACGAACUUUUGCUACUAUGCUGACGCUGUGCGAUGGGCCGUAUAUUGUAAUAUCUCGGAAAACAGAUUGCCUCGUCGAUUACAAUUGUAUCUCACUGAAAAUCCAGAAGCUGUGCAUGAGGCAGAGAAUAAUAUACGAAGGAUGGAGAGGCGAGCAGAAGACGUCGGUGAUGUUGCACCUGAACUUUUUCCUGGAUAUCUUAUACACUUAGUCCAUGAAAGGGUACAGCUCUUGGAAUUGAUGGAAAAACUAGAGAAAGAAGAAUUCAUUGGUAUUGAUUCCGAAUGGAAAGCUCAGUAUAUGUGUCCAAACGAAAGUGUGGCGCUCCUGCAGAUUGCCAUCCCUCAAGGUGUUUAUUUAGUGGAUUUCUGCGCUCUGGAGCAGAAAUUGAAUGAGAGUGACUGGCAUGAUUUCCUCUGGACUCUUCUGUGUAGCAAGGCUAGGAAAAUUGGUUUUGACCUCACCAACGAUUUGCGUGCGCUUUUUGCGGGGAUAUCAACAACUAAUGUCCGCACCUUAGCCGAUAACCUUUGCAAUGUAGUGUGUUUGAAACGUCUGGUCGAAAAUCUACUCGAUGCCGAUCGACACUUUAUGGAUGUGAGAUACGGUCACUUUGUGGACGAACCUGAAGUCUCUACAGAUGAUAACCUGCAAGAAGGUGGACCUAUGCAUUUCAAACUCAGUGAUUUGAGUGACCGUUUGCUCAACAUUAAGCUUGAUAAGUCUGAGCAAUGUAGUAAUUGGUCGAUUCGCCCUCUUCGUGCAAGUCAGAAGCGGUACGCGGCAAUGGAUGCAUACAUUGUCAUUGAAUUAUAUGGAAAACUUCGUGAAAUCGCUGAGUUGCGUGGAGUGGAUUUUGAAAAUUUGGUAGAACUUUCUAUGGUGAACGGAAAGAAGAGGGAAAAAGUAAAGACGAGGAAAGAGAGGGUGAAAAUGGAUGACAUGACCUGGGCAGAAAUAUGCGAGAAGUUAGAGGAUGUUCAGUCUGGUCAAACACCUGCAACGCAGUUGAGAUGUUUGGUUGAUUCCAUGCUUCUUGGUCUUGGAAAGCACCUAAGACGAUGUGGUGUGGACGUUUUGAUUCCUGCCGAUAGAAACGAACUAAAAAUGAAAGCACAAGGAAACAGCAGAAUAAUUCUAACAAGUGGAAAAGCUUAUGAUGAGCUAAAACGUCUUUUCGGCGAUCGCGUGCUAGGUAUACCAAAUGCCAGUGCGCUUGGACCUAUUGAUCAGCUAAAAUUCGUAUUCACAAGGAACAAGAUCUCUUUCGCCGGGUUGGAUAUUUUUUCACGUUGCCUGGAAUGCAAUGGGACGUAUUUUGUGAAAGCUCCAGGUCCAGUUAUACAAGCUCUCUUUGAAAACAAUGUAAUUUGCAAGAAUGGAUUUCAUGAUGAACCUUUCAAUUCCGCCGGCUGGACACAAAAACUGAAUUCUUUGGAUUGGCUCAGUUUUUCUGGAAUCGGCUGCUGUUUGUUGUCGCCUGCUGAAGGACACAUGGUUGUGCAAUGUUAUGGUGGAGUCGUUAAUAUAACAGCUAACAUUGUGAAGCACGAUCAUCUCGAAGAAGGAGUGGACAUAGCGGUUCGGAAGGUUCCCGAGCAGAUAUCCUCUCGUGCCAGUCUAAUCUUUUUCAUAUGUGGUUUGUGUGGAAAGCACAGCAUCAUUUUCUUGGAAGUUCCUAGUGUCUCUAGAAUGGAACCUUUCACGUUUUGGUUGGAAACGUACUUUUACGGAUACGCCUGUUUCGAAUAUUUUUUGGGAAAUCAUUGA